Linum tenue is the source of this 603-nucleotide messenger RNA. The record is from the annotation of a GenBank genome assembly. Lineage: Eukaryota; Viridiplantae; Streptophyta; Magnoliopsida; Malpighiales; Linaceae.
AUGAUCACCGGCUUCUUCCGAGGCGGUGGGGGCUGGAGGAACGGUUCUACGUGCGAGAGGGCGGUGACGGAGCUGCAAAGCCGACUGAGAAACCUGAAGAAAGAGAGGGAAAAGCGGGUCCAGGACCGUACCGGCAGAAUAGCUCGGUUCGUAGACGAUGGGGACGUGGGUGCGGCCUUCGUGGCGGCGGAGCAGAUAGUGAGGGAGGAGAACGCGAUCCGGAUCCUCGAGUUGCUGUACCAUUCGUGCGAGGUCGUCAAGGCCAAUCUCACCUACAUCCGCCGCCACGUGGACUGCCCUAGGGAGAUCAACAAGGCGGUAUCCACGCUGGCUUUCGCCGCCCCACGUUGUCCCGAUCUCCUCGAGCUUUGGAUCCUUCGACAGCUCUUCUUCGAGCGUUACAGCGAGUUCCACGACGUCGCGGCGGCGGAUGCGGCGAGUCUCGAGGGUUUCCGAGGAAGUUUCGUUGACUCGGAAGUGGCGGAGAGGCUGGAGUCGAGGCAUGCUAGGGUUCCUUAUCCUACCACGCUUGCAAAGGUUUGUGCGAUACUUCACAAGGACGUUGGAGCUCGACGACGAGGAAUUAGUACCACUGGAUCCUGA